AUAACAGCUUUGCCCAGUCCCACCGCAGGAGACGGAGAGUUCGAAGUGUGAAAGACACCGCUGUGCCAGACAUGGCUGGCUUUGAAAACAAGUUGAGUUCUUACACUUUAACUCAGUUAAACGAACUGCUCGAAGAUGACGAGAAGCUCAACAAAUUGAUCGACGAAUCGGAAGAGAUUAAAGGAAUACAACAGAACAAGGAGAUGACCCUAGCUAGUAACCGUCUUCUGGCUGAGCAGAACCUUAAACUCCAACCCAUGCUUGACCAUCAAAAGAACGAGCUUACCAGACGUUACCGGAGCCUACAGGAGCUGUUUGAGGCCUAUCAGCUGCGCAACUCCACUCUAGACCACAUAUCUGGAAACAUGCCUUUGGACACAUUGCUUGCACUCCUACAAGCAGAAGGGGCCAAAAUUGAGGAAGAAACUGAGAACAUGGCCGAUUCGUUCCUCGAUGGUGCAGCCCCCCUGGACACAUUCAUUGAUGAGUAUCAGAGUAAGAGGCAGCUGGCACACCUGCGGAGAGUCAAGAUAGAGAAGCUCCAAGAAAUGGUGCUGAAAGGACACCACAUGGCUCCGGCUACACCUCAGCCCUCUCGCUCUCAGGACCUUCCCUCCUGGCCAGCUGUUCUCCAUAGAGAGGUCAAUGGUUCCCCUAUGCCGUUGCCCCGCCGGGCUCCUCCUCUUCCCCCUGUUAAAGUCACUCAAACUCCUGCUGUCCAGCCCGCCACAGCCGUCUCCUACUCUCCUACCUCUCCGUUCUCUCCCACUACUCCAUACCCCCCUAUUCCCCCCAGAGCUGGAAACACACCACUCAUUCUUAACCAGGGAUACCCCAGCAUGUACAUGCAGCAAUACCCCCCACCCGUGCCCCAGAGACCCUCUCCACGCAUGGCACCCCAGCCAGGCUUCAUCAUGCAGUGAGCGUGGGACAUUACAGUCCGUGGAUGAGAAACAAAAUGCACACUGGACAUUCAUUCAAGCCGUUUGUUGGUCCUUCAAGCUGCAUGUUAUAAAAUAUUGUACGCCAAGAUGGGAGUCUUGUCAUGUGUAAAAUGAACAAGACUUUUCUGCAAUCAAUGGGGCAUCUGCAACAGGAUUUUCAAUUUGCACUUUAGACUACUUUUGUAUUUGAUUAGUCAUGCCUGGUUAUGGAGUCGUACUGUUCCCGUUCGGCCCUCUUCACCAGCGUUAGAUCAAGUAAAGAUAUUUUACAUGAGCCUCAGGUGCUCCCAUACAUGAUAAAGACAUCAAAGUUCAAGAACAGGGCUUCAGUUAGGCCAGCUGGACAGAUAUGAAGAGCCAAGGUUUGAUGUGUUAGAUUCUGUUUGCGUUGUCAAGGUCAUGCUAAUAUGUCAGUUCAACCACUCUUCAGACAUUUCAUACCUGAAAAAGCUGCUUUAACAAAAACGUAAUGCCUAUGCAAACAGACCGAGACCGGACUGUGCUGAUUUUAUUAGGUGAAAGAAUCAAACAAUUUUUUGCUCUCCGGGUUUUCUCAGACCUGCAGCCAAAGAUGUUAUUUGUUUUUCAGUGGAUCUAGUUUUGGGCUGGUAGCAGUAAAACCGUGUGAUUUAGUAGAGGUUUUGGUUUAAAUGUGGGUGAAAAUUUGGUACUAAUGUUUUGGAUAAGAUUGGGUGAUCAGAGCUACAAUGGAGAGAGGACCUAAAUGCAUCUCUGAUACGAGCAAAUUCGUGCUGAUGUAGGGAGCUUGUUGGCUAGAAUUGGGAAAAAGUGAGAGUGAACGGUAGUGUCAUGGGGAAAAAAAUGCUCAAAUGAGUUAUUUUUAAUCAUGUAAGUGUGAACAUUUCUGAAGCAUAUUUGCUUGUAUUGACAUUACCAUGCAUACUUAAACUGAUGCUCUAUGCAUAAUUUACCAUUUUAAUGUUUAUAUCAGACACCAUAAUCCUUCUUGUUUAUUUUUGCCAUCUAGUGUAAAGAUGUUCAUUGGAGAUGUGCUUCCUUUUCCAUAAACCCCUCAUAAUAAGUGAUAUUUAAUGUUUAACUAAUAUAGCUACGUUUAUUUAAA
This is a messenger RNA of Rhinichthys klamathensis goyatoka, 2028 nucleotides long. It is a transcript of the gene vps37ba, whose product is annotated as VPS37B subunit of ESCRT-I a. Gene Ontology annotation, biological process: protein targeting to membrane; ubiquitin-dependent protein catabolic process via the multivesicular body sorting pathway; protein targeting to vacuole. Bases 72 to 923 code for a protein of 283 amino acids. Gene Ontology annotation, cellular component: ESCRT I complex. The record is from RefSeq and is a predicted model, not a curated record. Lineage: Eukaryota; Metazoa; Chordata; Actinopteri; Cypriniformes; Leuciscidae. The transcript has 4 exons.